AUGACCACUGGUACCGGUACAACUGUUGGUGGAGGUAGUUCCCACCAUGAAGAAGGUAGGUCUAUAUAUAGCAACAAUACUGCUCCUUAUAAUGCACAGGACUGUAAUUCUGAAGGGUCUAUAGGAAGGAUUUACACUACUGCUGAUAAUGAGAAGUAUAUAUACAUUGGGAGACAGAGAUUCCUGAUCUCUGAUCUAUAUGAUGCCUUCGGUGGUACUUUGAAUCCAGGUUUGGCCCCACCAUCGUCUCACAAAUUUGGUAAUCCAGCACCAUUGGGAUUGUCAGCAUUUGCCUUAACCACAUUUAUUCUCUCUAUGUUUAACGCUAGAGCACAAGGUGUUGUUAUACCUAAUGUAGUAGUCGGUCCUGCUGCUUUUUACGGUGGUCUUGUUCAACUUGUGGCAGGUAUUUGGGAAAUAGCACUGGAAAACACAUUUGGUGGGCUUGCACUUUCGUCCUUUGGUGGUUUCUGGAUGAGCUUUGCAGCCAUUUAUAUUCCAUGGUUCGGUAUACUUGAGGCUUAUGAAGGCCAUGAAGAUCAAUUAAGAAGUGCACUAGGUUUUUAUCUCCUCGGUUGGUCUAUAUUUACCUUUGGUUUAACACUCUGUACCAUGAAAUCAACCGUUGCAUUCUUCGCUCUUUUUUUUCUGCUAGCGGUAACAUUCCUGUUACUCAGUAUUGGUAAUUUUGCCAAUAAUGAGGGAUGUACAAGAGCUGGUGGUGUAGUAGGUGUAGUAGUGGCAUUUAUAGCGUGGUAUGAUGCUUACGCAGGUGUAGCCACGAAGCAUAACACGUACUUCAUUGUCAAGAAGAUACCACUGCCAACUAACGAGAAGGUGUUUUUUUAG
Messenger RNA from Nakaseomyces glabratus, 849 nucleotides. It is a transcript of the gene ADY2, whose product is annotated as Ady2p. Lineage: Eukaryota; Fungi; Ascomycota; Saccharomycetes; Saccharomycetales; Saccharomycetaceae. Gene Ontology annotation, molecular function: acetate transmembrane transporter activity. Gene Ontology annotation, cellular component: plasma membrane. The record is from RefSeq and is a predicted model, not a curated record.